AUGGAAUCCAAUAGAUCUAGACCUAAUUCUUCAGCUUUGGAUCUAAGGUAGCAACUCAAUCAAAGAGGAAGAGUCUCAAAUGAUCCAUAAAUAAAGUACAAUAAUUUGACUACUAAUAACUUCACUGGCGAAGGAGGAUUACUACCAAAUUUAAGUGACAAAUUUUCGUUUGUUUAAGAUGAAUAAGCUAUUCGAUCUCGGCAUGAAAAUAAACCAAAAUCAGCUCACCCAAAUAAAAGAAGGAUAAAGCAAUAACUAUCUCCAACAGAGCUUAAUAAAACAAUUGGAGUUACAGUAGGCUACUAAGCAAAUACUAUAUAGCAUUAGCAAAGAGUAAUGAACAUUGGAGUUCAUGAAAAUGCUAUAAAUCAAAGCUUUGAGACAAGGAUAAAAGACAUAUAUAAUGCAAGAGAAUCGUCCACUAAACUUAAUCCUAAAGUUAUUGAAACUUGGAUAAAUGAGACCCUUUUAGAUGCUGAACAUUUGGAUAUUCCAGGAGUUGUUUUGAAACCCGAGCAUAAAAAUCCAAUUUCUAGAUAUAUGAUCGAUCGUCUAACUUUAACUAAUGCUGGAAUACCUAAUGAGUUUGUUGAUAGAAUUUAUAGAGGACUUUUCGUUUACAGUAUUGGCUUUUAUGAAAUGCUAUAAAAAUCACUUCACCAUGCUGAAAACAGAUAUACUUUACUCUCAUCUAUUUGGAAGGUAUUUGCAAUAUUGCUUGAAUACUGCUGUAAAUCAAACUACUAAAUGCUGAUAUCCAAAAUCUCUAAGGAACAUAAAGAGGAGCUUGAGAGAUUAGAAUCUUAGUUUAAUCAACAAGUAGAAAGAAUGUCUGAAAAUGAAAGAAAUCUUAAAGAAUCUUUAGAAAAUCUAUAGUAGAGAAAGGAUGAACUUCAAAAAUAAAAAGAAGAGGAAACCUUCUUAAGAAAAAAGAUAGAAGAAGAAUUCACUAAAAAUGUUAAAACACAUGAAGAAGAGGUGUAAUUAAGACUUAAAUUUGAGUCUAAAUUAAACAACAUGCACGCACUUCAUAGAGAUUUACAUGCUAAAUAUCAAAGAUCUCUUGAGGAUAUUUAUCAACUAGAAAACUAGAAUCACACUUUUAGCAAGCUAGUAUCUGACCAAAAAGCAGAACUGAUUGAGUUAAGAUCAGAGAAAGUUGAAAAUGAAAGUAAAAUUACUUACCAGACUGAGAGAAUCAAGCAACUAGUCCAAGAAAAUGAGCUUAAGCUUAGACAAAUAAAUGAUUUAGAGGUUAAAGUGAGCAAAGCAAACUCAGAUAUAGAACAGAAAAAUCUGAGUUUGAAAACAGCUGAGAAAAUGGUAAACGAGAUGCGACUUAAAAUUGAUGCAAAUAGAGCCCUAAUCGAUGGAUUGACAAGUGAAAAAAAUCAUUUAGAGUUAACUCUCAAAGAGAACAAAGACUAAAAAGAGCAGUUUAAAGAAAAAUGCGACAGAUUAUAAAGGCUUCAUGAAAGUGUGUUUUAAGAGAUGUAAGAGUAUAAAAAACAGCUAGUUGGUAUUUAAGAAAUUAAAAAAGAUAGAGAUGACCGUAUUGAAAAACUUAGAGAAGAAUUUGAGAUACUAACUAGAAACUAUGAUAUCCUUGAUAAGGAACACACUAGUCUUAAAGUUCAUCAUGAUCAUAUAUCUGAAGAGUUUUCAAACCUUAAAUUUGAUUAUGAAUCAGUUUCGGAUAAAUUGAAGAUAUCGAACAAAGUUAGAAAUGAAAAGGAGGAAUAACUUACCGAUAAGAUCAAUCUUACUCACUAACUUAAUGAAAUUAUUAAAGACAGAGAUUAUUAGAUUGAUAAGCAAAGGAAGGAGAUAGACAAACUAUCGAAAAGGUUGCAGGAAGUUGAAAGGUAGAAUGAUAGCUUAGAGAUCAAGAAAAAAUCUCUUGAUAAGUAAUCUGAGAUUCAGAGAAAACAACUAUUAGAUAAAAUCUAAAAUUUGAAUGAAUUGGUAUCUGCUGAAAAAGAUACUAGAGAGAUGUGGAUAAACAGAUCAAGAGAUUAAACUAAGGAUUCUAAUGAUGGUCUUCAAAAUCAUCUUACUCAGUUAAUGGCUAGGAAUGAAACUAUAGAAAGGGAUCUUUAUACAAAGACAGAAUUGCUUAGAACUGUGGAGGAUCAGCAUAAAAUUUACAUUAAGAAGCUUAGAGAUGAAUACAAUAAACUUCAUACAAGAUUAGAUUAUGAGGUAUAUUGCAAGGAUAUAGAAUUUGAAGAUUUGAGAAGUUACACUAGAAGACUAUUUGAACAUAAUGAUGAUCUAUAGAUGAACCUUGAUUUAACUUCAGAUUAAUUAAUAAAGAUGACAGAGAUAAGAGAUGGAUUAUUAGUUGACUUAAAUAAACUUUAAGAAGGUUUUGAUGAAUUAGGUAGAAAAUUUGGAUCAACAUCAGAAACUCUAAAAAAAGAAAUAGAAAAAAGUGGAGAUUUAGAUUAUCAAUGCUAGCAAUACAGUAGAUAAAUUGACUAAAUGCAUGAGGAAAUAGAAUUACUUGAGAAAUAGAUUGAAGAGUAAAAAGCUUUGGAGCAAUAAAACAAUAUAAUGGCAGAAAAAAUAAAACUUCUUGAAGCAUCAUUAGAGAUGGGUAGUGGAGCUAAUGACAAUGAAUCUGGAAGGAGAACAAGAGGGGCUUUGAUGAAUAGAGGUAUUUAAACCAAGAAAAUUAAGUAAAAGGAGAGAAAUUUACAAACAGAAGGAAUUGCAAAUUACAAUCUUCCCUAAUAAGUAUUAUUUAGCACAACCCAGGCAUCUACUCAUAAAAAUUCAGUGAGUGCUUAAAAGAAGCCUAGAAUAGCUAGUGCUGCUAACACAACAACUACUAUGGGAAUGAGUGGUAUUAAUCUUAUGAGAGAUCCUUCAUAAGGAAUGACAUCUACUAUUGGAAAUAGUUAGGGAGAUUUGUAUUUCUAAGAUGGAAUCAAUAUUGGAAGUGGUAGUAAUAUUCUAGACUAUGAUAGAGUUAUCAAGAGUGCUGCUCACAAAUAUAGACAUAUGAUUCCGAACACCGAAGCUAUUAUGGAAGAAGAGGGGCCUGAAAACCAAACAAGAAUAGGUGGUAUGUUCAAAAGAAAUUCUAACAUGAACGAAGAUGAUGAGAAUUAUGACAAAUUUCCUCUUAGAAAGACCACAACUGACUAUAUUUACGAAAGUAAUGGACAAAAUAAUUCAAAAGGCACAAUAUCAACUAACAACUUCAACAGACAAGAUUCAAUAGGACAAAGAAUAAUGAGUGGUCAAAGCUAGCCUACAACUGCCCUAUAAAAACAUUAAUAAGCAUCUAGACAAAGGCUAAGAGGAUAAAUGAAUCAAGGAACUUCCAUGGAACCAUAAAAGAGACCUCCUUCAACACAUUCAAGCAAGAGAAGUGGAGAAAUAAAGGAUGAUACUACAUAAGAGGUGCUUAAAUCUGUCUAUGAAAAGAGGGUGAAUAUGACUGGGGUUUAAAGAUCAGGAUAGAAUCAAAUUUAGUAACGACCAAUGACUCAACCAGAAUAGUAUCGAAACGUUUCAAAUAUAAUUAACUCUGGAACUGGAACGAGUAUAAUUGACAACAUUGACACAAUUUUCACUCCCUCGGAUACCUCUUAAAUGAACAAAUUUAAAUUCGACAACCAAUAGUACCAGCAGAAUUUGCAAUCUCAUACAAGUUCAAACUUCAGAUAAAGUUCAAAAACGAAUGAGAAAUUUGUCAGAGGAAGACCUUCUAUAAAAACAUUGAUUAAGGUAGCCACUGCAAGAGAUAAUUGA
This is a messenger RNA of Stylonychia lemnae, 3762 nucleotides long. The record is from the annotation of a GenBank genome assembly. NCBI's taxonomy places the organism in Eukaryota, Ciliophora, Spirotrichea, Sporadotrichida, Oxytrichidae.